GUUCUAAUGAAAUAUAAAAACUAAGCAUUAAACAAUACAACCACUGUCAUGAAGGUGGUCUUACAAGCCCGUAACGGACGUUAACCUACCGUUAGCUCGUCUCAAGCCUUGUUUAGUCAGUCGUUCGUUUCGCUGAACUUCGGACAUUUCCGACAAUUUUCGACAGCAGAGCCGAUUGAGCGCCAAACUUCAGAGCAGCAGUUUAGAAAGUAAUGAAAAUGAGCUAAGAUCUUAAAAGCUUACAUCUUCUUUCUAAAGAGAGGACUGUAGCUAUGUUUAGGAAUAAGUCUGCCUGGUUCUCGAGCAGUGUGCCAGAGACAUGUCACGAGUUUUGGAUACUGGAGGGUGGCUCCAUCGCUGACUGGAGAACAGCAGAUUAUCUUUUCAGUGCGGAUGCUAAAUGUCCCGAUACUCUGAGGAUAUUUGAAAGCAAAGAUUAUCUCUGGAACAAGGUGGUGGUUUUUCACAGCUUGUUUCUGUCCGUAUGUGAGAACCGCCAGAGUGUGAAGUCUGUGCGUAUUGGUCAUUAUGUGCUGCCUCCAGCCUCAGUACAGGACGAGGUGAGACAUGUGGUUGGGAGGUUGAUUUGGGAGUGUGAAGAAGAGCGGUCGGUGGCUGAAGAUUUCAAUGAGAGUUUUAGUUUCCAGACAGAAGAUGGGUACACUGAGAAAAGCAAAAGCAGCUCUGAAACAUCUGACACAAACUCACAAAGUGAAGACUCUUCAUGUGCUCAUAAUCCAUCUGAUAACAUGCUCACAGGGUGCGUGAGCAUGGACAGCCUGCAGAAAUAUUCAGGUGAUCUGUUUGAUCUUCCUCCCGAAUGUUGUCGGAAGUAGAUGUCGCACUAUUUGCAGUUGCAAGCUGUAGAUAAUUUACUGAUUACUACAAAUGAGUUAUGUUUCAUAUUCCAGUAAAUUUGCAUUGUCUACCUGCACUUGAGUGUGCAGUGACAAUAA
Messenger RNA from Centropristis striata (black sea bass), 956 nucleotides. RefSeq names its product telomere repeat binding bouquet formation protein 2 (gene terb2). Gene Ontology annotation, cellular component: nuclear inner membrane. The transcript has 7 exons. NCBI's taxonomy places the organism in Eukaryota, Metazoa, Chordata, Actinopteri, Perciformes, Serranidae. Gene Ontology annotation, biological process: homologous chromosome pairing at meiosis; meiotic attachment of telomere to nuclear envelope. Bases 273 to 836 code for a protein of 187 amino acids. The record is from RefSeq and is a predicted model, not a curated record.